AGCAGAAACCUAUGAUCGCGGGGUGGUAGGGAUAAGACAGAAGCGCCAACUUGAUGAAUGAAAAAAAACGAAAACGAGAACAUUUUUUAUUAUUAUCAUUAUGUCGACGCGCUCCGUUUACUUCCCUGAAGUCCUUGACACGACGUUAUCCAUAAAUAGCAAUGUGCAGUCGUGUAAUCGUGAUUCUACGGUGUUAGUGUGCGUGUACGAACUACGAGUGUGGAGUGGUACUAUAUUACGACGCCCGUGAGUCGUGACUCCUUCCUGUGGUAGCAAUAGUUGUAGGUAGUCGGUUUCCGGAACGUUCUAAUUUCAGCGCGUGGGAGUACCUGUAUAAUAUAACGCCUACAGCUUACUGAACAUGAAGUCACCACAAGCAGUUGCUACAGCGGACGAAUAACAACUACAUCAGAUCUCGAUGCCUGGCGUAACCAUGUCAUUCAGUAAUAUGUCGUGCUCCCGCUGCGGGGACGGCUUCGACCCUCACGACAAAAUUGUCAACUCGCAGGGUGAGUUGUGGCAUCCGCAGUGUUUUGUAUGCUCUCAGUGUUUCCGGCCAUUCCCUGAUGGUCUGUUCUACGAGUUUGAAGGUCGCAAAUACUGCGAACAUGACUUUCAAGUACUGUUUGCACCCUGCUGCGGCAAAUGCGGUGAAUUCGUCAUUGGCCGUGUCAUCAAGGCGAUGUCUGCUUCUUGGCAUCCGGCUUGCUUCUGCUGCGCAGUGUGCAACAAAGAACUAGCUGACCGUGGUUUUGUUCGCAACCGUAAUAGAGCUCUAUGUCACGAAUGUAAUGCUGCAGACAAAGCGGUUUUGUCUGGUAGACACAUAUGUUUCAAGUGCCAUGGUGUUAUCGAUGAUAAACCAUUACGGUUCAGAGGUGAGGUCUAUCACGGGUAUCAUUUCAAUUGCACAGCUUGUGGAGUCGAACUUAAUUCAGAUGCUCGUGAAUUGAAACAUAGAUCUGGUUAUACAGCUAAUGAAAUGAAUGAAUUGUACUGUUUGCGAUGUCAUGACAAGAUGGGUAUUCCAAUUUGUGGUGCAUGUCGGCGACCCAUUGAAGAACGUGUUGUAACAGCACUAGGAAAACAUUGGCAUGUAGAACAUUUUGUUUGUGCAAAGUGUGAAAAACCGUUUUUGGGUCAUAGGCAUUAUGAAAGAAAAGGUCUAGCUUACUGUGAAACUCAUUAUCAUCAACUAUUUGGUAACUUAUGCUUUGUAUGCAAUCAAGUAAUUGGUGGUGAUGUGUUUACUGCUUUGAACAAAGCUUGGUGUGUGCAUCACUUUGCAUGUUCAUUCUGUGAUCAAAAAAUGACACAAAAGACAAAAUUCUAUGAAUGUGACUUAAAACCAGCAUGUAAGAAGUGCUAUGAAAAGUUUCCAUCAGAAUUCAGGCGUAGAUUACGCAAAGCAUAUGAUAAUACACCUAAAAAAUCGACAUCUGCUUGAAAUUUCCCACAACUUUUAUAAGUUAUUACAGUAUUUUUAACGGUAACAUAAUAAAUUUAGAAAUUAAAAUAUUAACCAAUGACAAUCACAAAUUCUAAUUAAUUAGCAACUUUGCUAUACAAUUUAUAAUGAUUUAUUGUUAUAGUCAUGUUUGGCAUUAAAUCGCGCUACCUGCAUAAGCUUGGUGUUUUAUAAACAAUCUGUUAAUGCCCACAUUAACUUGAAUUUAGAUAAUUAUUUUUAUACACAUACCUAUAUUAUUUUUAUUAAAUAUUUGAUGAUUUUUUUAUUAAAAAAAAGAAUUAUUAAUAAAUUCAUAUUUUACAUAUUAGAUAUUUUCUGUUUCAUCAUAAUUGACAUAAUCAUAAUUCUAUUUUGAUGUAAUGAUUAAUUUAUUAAUUUUAUAGUAAUAUAAAUUUAUUUUAUUAUAGACUAA
Acyrthosiphon pisum (pea aphid) is the source of this 1883-nucleotide messenger RNA. It is a transcript of the gene stck, whose product is annotated as LIM zinc finger domain containing stck. NCBI's taxonomy places the organism in Eukaryota, Metazoa, Arthropoda, Insecta, Hemiptera, Aphididae. The transcript is spliced from 7 exons. The record is from RefSeq and is a predicted model, not a curated record. The coding region runs from base 419 to 1447 and encodes 342 amino acids. Gene Ontology annotation, biological process: positive regulation of integrin-mediated signaling pathway; cell-cell junction organization; cell-cell adhesion. Gene Ontology annotation, cellular component: cytoplasm; focal adhesion; cell-cell junction.